UCCGCCUGCUUGUUUCCACCCGAGCACAAAAACAGAGCAGUUGAAAGGUAGUUGUACAGCUGACACAAAGGACUAGUUUAAUGAUGUGGAACUGCUUAUUUUUAUGAGCUUCGGUGAAAUGGACCCGGUGCACAGAGCCGUCCUCCGAAAACACCGGCUGGAGCUGUCCGGCCAGCUUCUGGUCAGCGAAACCAUCGUUCCGUUUCUGUACCAGGAGGAGAUUUUAACGGACGCGCAGGUGGAGGACAUCGAGUCCCGAUCCACGGAGAGACAGAAGACCCUCCGGCUCCUGGACCUCCUGCCGAGCCGCGGGCCCCGGGCCUUCCAAUCCUUCCUGCGGUCCCUGCAGGAUUUCAGUUGGGUCCGGGACCGACUGCUGCAGGAGCUCCAGACCCCACCUGAACCCGGACCCAAAGACGCCUGUCGGCUCCAAGAAUCGGUUCUACAGCGGGUUCCCUCAGAUCGAGAGUUGUCCCAGCUGGCGUUGCAGCUCGGUGCCGAGUGGGAAUCGGUGCUAUUGGAUCUGGGUCUGUCGGCAGAGGUGUUGUUUCGAUGCCGGUCCGAUCACAGCCUCAGUUCUCAGGCGGCGGCGCUCGCUGGGCUGGUGCGGUGGAGGCGGGCUGAAGGGAAGCGAGCGACAGUGGAGAGGCUACUGCAGAGUCUGCAGAGCGCUGGCAUCCAUUCAGCGGUCCUGGAGGACGUUCUGAACGUUUCUUCGUAAUGCAGAGAGACGCAUUUCAAAUGAAGAAAAAGACUGAAAUCUGAAAUAUAAUAUUAGGGAAAAAUAUACAUUUUUACACUUAUGUUCAAGUUUUGAAGUGUUUUCAGGAUAUAAAUCAGAAAAAUCAAAUUUAGAACAAACUGAAGCAGCCCAAGACUAAAAUGUGCCUUUAUUGCUUGUGUCUGUGGGGUUUUAAACUUUUUACAUAAAACUGAUGUGUGAUGCUAGAAUCCUUUUAUUAAACUUUAUAUCCAGAGAACACAUCUUUAGAUGAAUGCUUUGUAGAAAGUCAACAAUAUGAAACAAAAAGAGUAAAUUUGUGGCAUAAAUAUCAACUCAUGACAGUAAAAUCCUGUUGAAGCAACAUAACCUGUCGAAGGUUUGGGAUUAAAGUUCAGUCUGAGAUUAGAUUAUGUUUGAAGAUAAAAAGUCUGGAUUCUGAGAGACUUCAUUUCAAAUGUUGAAGCAGAAAGUCUGACAGAAAGAGCAGAAAUGUAAAGAGAUUUAAAUCCUGAGUUUGUUCUGAAGUGUGUAAAGUGACAGGAUGACGUUUCUUCAUGGAGCUGAAUCAUCAGCAUACAGGAGCAUCCUCACCUGCUCUGCUUCAUGCUUCACUCAUUGUUACUGAGGCCCAGGAUCAGAGACAGAAGGAUUACUGUGAAAUGUGAGUCAUGCUGAGCUGGUCUGUCAGCUGGAAGUGAACAGAAUAAGUUACUGUGAUGAAGCAAUGCACUAUCCCUUUAAAUCCUGAUCAAAUAAAGUUGGACUGAACUUUUUCCUGAGAAAUUAAAUCAAAUGUUUCCUGUAAAAA
Maylandia zebra (zebra mbuna) is the source of this 1532-nucleotide messenger RNA. It is a transcript of the gene cradd, whose product is annotated as CARD and death domain containing adaptor protein. The record is from RefSeq and is a predicted model, not a curated record. Gene Ontology annotation, biological process: signal transduction; regulation of apoptotic process. NCBI's taxonomy places the organism in Eukaryota, Metazoa, Chordata, Actinopteri, Cichliformes, Cichlidae. Gene Ontology annotation, molecular function: death domain binding; protease binding.